UACAUUAUUGUUUCGUAAACGCAGAGGACGUUGUUUUUGGCACCAACCAGCCGUUUAGUGUAAACUAAAUAAAAUAUGUGUUAAUAAAUUAAUUGACAAAAAAAAAAAACAAAGAAAUUGAAAAAAAAAUUUUCGGUGCAAGUGGAAAAAAAGUGUGUUGCAUGUGCUAAACUGUUAAUUGAGGAAAUUGCCAAGUGAAGCAGUGAAGUCUAAAAUGGAUAACAAAGACAACGAACAACAACAACAACAACCAGGCAAUCAGCUGGAUAAUGCUGAUCGUAUACGCACGGAUAGUGAAGGGUCUACGGAUAGCUUAUCACGUUUUAUCCUGCCCAGUGUGGAUGGCAGUCCACCCAAAAUUGUAACCAUGGAUGAGGUUGCAAGCAUGUUCAAGAAUCUGAAGAAUAUGGAGUUGGCCCAUGAAAUUGCACUCAAUCCGGAAUUCAAAUUGGAGCCAUACAAACCGCCAAUGGAUAGUCUGGAGGGACUUAUCAAGACGAUGGUGCAUAAGGCUUUCUGGGACUUGUUGCGUGAGCAACUGAAUCGGGAGCCCCCGGCAUACGAUCAGGCUAUACGUCUGCUGGGCGAAAUCAAAGAGGACUUCCCACAGCUGCUGUCCGCCAAGAAUGCGAGCGUAAUGGGACGCAUUAAUGCAGCGCUGGAUGAGCAGCUCAUACAACAGCAGGCGGAACGUGGAACCUUGGAUUUCAGAGCUUAUGCUAAUUUUGUCAUCAACUUACUGGCGAAUCUAUGCUGUCCAGCAAGGGAUGAUGCUGUGGCCAAGCUGCGUGAGAUUGAAGAUGUGGUGGAUACAUUUCGUGGCAUACUAGAGACUAUGUCGCUGAUGAAACUGGAUAUGGCCAACUUCUUAUUGUCCUUGGCACGCAGCGAUAUUGCAGCCAAUUCGGUACAGUAUGAAAAGCAAAAGUUCAGCACUUAUCUAAGAGAGUUUCAUGGCAAUGCUGGCUUUCCUGCCACUGAGGAUUGGCUGCAACGUCAUCGGGCUGGCUGCAAUAGUCAGGAUGAUAUUAUUUACAAUGCUUUUAUGCAGCUGCUUGACUAUCCGGCAGACAAGGACUUCCCCGAGCUGCUGCGCAUCGAUAAGGAACGCUUCGAGGGCUUAAGCUGGCGCGCUCAGCGUCUUAUACUCUGCGCUUCGCUGAUUUCCAUAGCACAGAGUGUGCCAGUCAUUUCGCAGCGACGUGAGAAUCGCAUCCAACUGGCGCAACAGCUGGACAUACUCAUGCAACAUGUGAAGCAACAGGAUCAUAUAAGCGCUGCCAUCGACAACUGCUAUGAACAAAUACGCGCUUUUAUCAACGAGUCUCUUGUUAAGGAGCAACAGUCGCCACUCAAUGAUGCGCAGCAGGAGCAGCUCAAGGCCCAGGUGCUACAACUGUGCAACAAAACAUCGCCAGUGCGCAGUUUAAUGGCCAAGCGUCUGGAUGGCUUUGUGCGUGUUGCACUGCGUUCCAAUGGCAACAUACCGCCGCCACCUGCGGGCUUUACUGACUUUGGCGAGGAGCUGGUUGCAUUUAUUGCCUCGUUCCGGCGUCUCGUCUCCUACAAUCAUGCCGUAUUCGGGGAACACUUCAUGCAGCUGCUGCAGCCCAAUAGUAACGUGGAGCCGGCAGCUGAGGCUGCAGCGGCUAGCAAUGCUUCCAAUCUGGCUGCGGCGGCGCAGACUGCAAAGCCAUAAAAUCUCUGUGCUUGCUGGGGACUGUAGCUGCUGGGAAAACAACAAUAACAAUUCGAAUUGUGUGUUUGACAAAAAAGCUCAAUGUAAUCAGUGCUUUAAUAGCAAAAAUAGGCCAAAAUACGGAAAACGAUAAGUGAAACUCAUAAAAUUUAUGGCAAAACGUGAUACGAGUCCACACGAGCUUGUGGCCAUCUGUGUGGUGCAUCUACUGGGCGUACUGUGAUAAGUAUACAUACAUAUGUGAAAAAGGGGGCUAUGAAGCACGCCCAGUACGCGCCUACUGUUCUUCAAUAUUACAACUGGCAGCUGCAGCAUUUUUCGUCAUCCUUUAAUUUAAACCUUAAGAUAAUCCUAUAAAUAUUUACUAAAUAAAACUAAUAACAGAAAAACUGAUGUAUUAACCGUAAUAUUUAAGUCACACUUAUGAACGAAAAACUACAAACAAUAAUAGUAUAUAAAAACUUG
Messenger RNA from Drosophila busckii, 2164 nucleotides. RefSeq names its product T-complex protein 11-like protein 1. Lineage: Eukaryota; Metazoa; Arthropoda; Insecta; Diptera; Drosophilidae. The record is from RefSeq and is a predicted model, not a curated record. The transcript has 6 exons. Bases 215 to 1699 code for a protein of 494 amino acids. Gene Ontology annotation, biological process: signal transduction.